Molecule: messenger RNA, 807 nt
Organism: Contarinia nasturtii (swede midge)
Lineage: Eukaryota; Metazoa; Arthropoda; Insecta; Diptera; Cecidomyiidae
Product: chromobox protein homolog 3-like
Exons: 3
Coding region: 124-645 (173 amino acids)
Biological process (GO): negative regulation of transcription by RNA polymerase II; chromatin organization
Cellular component (GO): pericentric heterochromatin; nucleus
Molecular function (GO): chromatin binding
Source: RefSeq, a predicted model, not a curated record
AAUAUCACAAUACUCAUAACAUUGUGAAUAAAGCAGAAAACAGUGCACACGUGCUCAAGAUUUUUGCCGCUGAAAAACGUGAAAACAAUUGAAUUUUAUCUGAAUUGUUUCAGUCGUGUCAAAAUGGACGUUUUUUAUGAUAUCGAGAAAAUUGUGCGUCAUCGCCGUCGCCCAGAUGGAUCGUAUGAAUAUUUUGUGAAAUGGAAGGGAUAUGAUUCAUCAGCCAAUACAUGGGAGCCAAAGGAAAAUUUUGAAUCGGAACAAAUGAUCGAUAAUUACCACGAUUCGCUGGAACCAGACCCUCCGAUUGAUCCGAUUAAAAUGAAAAAGGAAAUCGAUGACGAUGAAACAACGAACAAGAAAAGUCGCUCGUAUUUGAAACCAACCGAUCUACUGCCGGAAAAAAAAAUCACCGAACGAAAUUUGGUAGCAGAGAAAGUGAUAAAUAUUCAUCAUAUGCUGCAAAACGAAAAGGAUCUGGUUGCUUUGAUUCAAUUCAAGAACAAAAAAGGACUGCAUUACGUAAAAGCAUCAUGGGCCAACAAACAUUGCCCCAAAUUGGUCAUCAAAUUCUACGAAAGUCGCAUUUGCUGGCGCGACAAGCGAUCCGGUGAAAUUGUCGAUUUUCAUGCUUCGAAAGCCUAAAAGAAUACAUUGCAAUACAUUGCACAACAGCACAUUUGUACAAGUAAAUUGUAUAACAACGAGAUUCAAUUUUAUUAUUUUAUUCUCGACUAAAUGUCGUUUUUUUACAAACAAUUUAUAUGGUUCAAAUAAAUUUACGACGAGAUUUUUUUUCAACAUAAA